CUGAAGUAACAGCGUGAUCUGAGUUUUCUUGGUGGCUUUUUUGGUCCUGUUUGUGAAAUUGAUGUUAUACUUAAUGAUGCAGAAACACGAAAAACAGCAGAAAUCAAAACCGAAGAUGGUAAAGUAGAAAAACAUUAUCUUUUCUAUGAUGGAGAAUCUGUUUCAGGAAAGGUGAACAUAUGCUUUAAACAGCAAGGGAAGAGGCUAGAACACCAAGGAAUUAGAAUUGAAUUUGUAGGACAAAUUGCAUUAGGAAAGCAGAUGUCCGUCCUUCCUAUCCCCCUCCACCUUCAGAUUUAAACACUUGAGUAAAAUGCUGUGAAGAAUCAGCAUCAUGUGUUCAGGUUCAGAUGAUUUUUGAACUCUUCAAUGACAAGAGCAAUACACAUGAAUUUGUAAACCUAGUGAAAGAAUUGGCCUUACCUGGAGAACUGACACAGAGCAGAAGUUAUGACUUUGAGUUUAUGCAAGUUGAGAAGCCAUAUGAAUCCUACAUUGGUGCCAAUGUCAGAUUGAGGUACUUUCUUAAAGUGACAAUAGUAAGAAGACUGUCAGACUUGGUAAAAGAGUAUGACCUUAUUGUUCACCAACUUGCUACAUAUCCAGAUGUUAACAACUCUAUUAAAAUGGAAGUAGGCAUUGAAGACUGCCUGCAUAUAGAAUUUGAAUACAACAAGUCAAAGUAUCACUUGAAGGAUGUGAUUGUUGGAAAAAUUUAUUUCCUCUUAGUCAGGAUAAAAAUUCAGCACAUGGAAUUGCAGCUGAUUAAAAAAGAAAUCACUGGAAUUGGACCCAGUACCACAACAGAGACUGAAACCAUUGCGAAGUAUGAAAUCAUGGAUGGUGCACCUGUUAAAGGUGAAUCAAUUCCUAUAAGGCUCUUCUUGGCAGGCUAUGACCCAACUCCUACAAUGAGGGAUGUGAACAAAAAAUUUUCUGUGAGAUACUUUUUGAAUUUAGUGCUUGUAGAUGAAGAAGACAGACGAUACUUCAAACAACAGGAAAUAAUUCUGUGGAGAAAAGCACCUGAGAAACUGAGGAAACAACGAACUAACUUUCACCAGAGAUUUGAAUCUCCAGAAUCGCAAGCAUCUGCUGAGCAACCUGAAAUGUGAACUGGUGUAAGGUGAAAAACAUUUGUGACACUUCAGCGGGUUAAAGAUGGUGGCAGCCUGUAGGAAAAGAAGGCCAAAAUUCCCAUUACAACUGUCUUCCUUCAUCUUACAGUGCUGCAUUUACCAUAAUACUAAAGCAUUCUUCAGUUAAACUUUCAAGUAUGUAUAUACCUUCAAAAUAAAAGUGCUUUCUCAAACACUG
Messenger RNA from Alligator sinensis (Chinese alligator), 1317 nucleotides. RefSeq names its product VPS26, retromer complex component A (gene VPS26A). Gene Ontology annotation, cellular component: endosome; retromer complex. Gene Ontology annotation, biological process: retrograde transport, endosome to Golgi; intracellular protein transport. Lineage: Eukaryota; Metazoa; Chordata; Crocodylia; Alligatoridae. The transcript has 10 exons. The coding region runs from base 351 to 1115 and encodes 254 amino acids. The record is from RefSeq and is a predicted model, not a curated record.